Molecule: messenger RNA, 1026 nt
Organism: Rotaria socialis
Lineage: Eukaryota; Metazoa; Rotifera; Eurotatoria; Philodinida; Philodinidae
Source: the annotation of a GenBank genome assembly
AUGAUUGAUUGGACUUGGCUUUGGCUAGUCGGUGAAAUUGGUAUAUCGUAUGGAUUUUAUCGAUGGUGGAGAUCAAAUGAUCAAUUCUUGGCUGUUUUAGAGUUGGCACCCGAUAUUGAUAUAGAUGAUUUAAAACAGUUCUCAUCAUCAAGAACUUUUAUCGAUUAUGCAGCCAUCCAUGGAAUCGUCCGAACAAAUGAUUCGAAGCCAAGUUCAGUACUAACAUCUCAAUAUCUUCCCCAUUGUCUAGGUGUUGUUCGACGGGUAGUUUUACGUGAAAAAAAAUUAGAAAAAUUUCGUGAUUCUUGGACUGAAACAUAUAAAACUAUUAGUGAUGUAUCACAUUACAUACCUUUCAGACUUAUUUCACCAUCAGAAAACUAUAUUCGUAUCGAUCAACCAUUAAAAUUUAGUUCAGUGGUAAAUCAAUUACAAGUAACUCAUGUAAAAUUUGAACCGAAUACUACAUCUGCCAUGCAGAAAUUGGUUGAUACUUUUAUUGGAGAUCUAUCAAAAGGUAUUGAAACAAGAGAGGAAAUGUUAUUAGUCGAUAGUUCAUUAACCGGUGUGGGUAGUCUUGAAAAACAGUCGAAUGGUAUUUGGUGUCUUGUUCCACAUAAAACAUGGGGUGGAAUAUUAACACGAUCAUCGCGCGCUGAAAUCAUUUCUGAAUAUCGUGAUCGCUCCUAUUAUGUUCGAAUUUUUAGUAUAUGCUUUGGCAUAGCUACUAUUGGUACAGCUAUUUAUCUAAUACAUAAAUACUAUUUCACAAAUCGACGACAAACAAAUCGUUUACCAAAUAUUUUACCAGUCAAUAAUGACCAUGCAACCGAUGAUCACACUAAUGCUCGGCUUCAAUGUGUUAUAUGUUUAGAAAAUGAAAUUAUGUAUAGUCUUCAACCAUGUUCCCAUUUGGGCUUAUGCCAUUUAUGUGCACAAACUUUACAAGCAAGAAAUCGCGGCGAAGAAUUAUGUCCACUUUGUCGUACGCCUAUUCAAGAAUAUCAACGUAUUUUUUUACCAUAG